GAUACAUAUCCACACUUGAAAUUUUCAAUUGCGAAUCGAGUAUUUAAGCCAGAUUCGCCGGAAAAAUAUUUUCCUUGCAACCGUAGUAUUUUCCAUCUGUUCGUGUCACGUGACCUUUUAAAUUGGCCUCUACGCCAAUCGUAGCGCUCGCUGUUACGACCGCGGACCGCCAAGCUUGCCGCUUGUCGUCGCCGACGACUAUCCCGAUCCCGCUUCUGCAGCGUGCGUUCAGUGUUUAUGGUGACUACAUUUAUUGAUGCCCCCUGCGUUGUUCGAUUCCUAAAAGAUCUGAAAUGUCGCAAGGCAACACAGUCAACUUGGUCAUCCACGAUGCCAAUGGCCAGCCCCAGUUCAUUAAAGUUGUUCAGCAAUCGACCAGCACUCCGUCAAAGCCAAAUUUGGUCUCUGUCGGGUCGCCAAUAACAGGACAGUUCAGAACUGUCGUGAAACCGCUGCAAGAGUCGCCACAAUCGUCUAUGGUCUUGUCUACCGGUCAAGUUUUAAAAACGAUCGGUACAAAGAAUGUCGCAGGACAGAGGGCCCAGAUUCUGACCAUUCCGAUCCAGCAGGCCGGCCUCUCAGGAACACCGACAAAGUUGCUCCUGAGCACUCCUCAAAAGCUUACUUCGGGCUCUUCUCCAGGCGAGACGAUUCUUCUGCCGAAAAAUGCAAAAAUCGUAUCUGCGUCUCCCGCAAACAUCAGAACCGCCGCAGCUGUGCUCAAAGCCGAGCCUUCGAGGGCCAUCACCCAAAACACUCUGCAGCUGGACGGGGCGAAUGUGCACAUCGUCGGAAGCAAAGUGUCACCCCCCAGCAAUGGUUCGCAAAAGACGUUCAUUUCACCCAUUCUGGACCACUCGAGGAAGCGACAACAGGCUGAAGCUGACUAUUCCGCUGAAUAUUGGGGUGGUCCUGGUGCUAGCAAGAGUACGAACAUUCCCGCUUCACAUGGUGGCAAACGCCGCAAGUCCGAAAAGGGCGGCAAAGGCUUGAGGCACUUCUCAAAGAAGGUGUGUGAAAAGGUGCGGAGGAAAGGCACCACAAGCUACAAUGAAGUGGCGGACGAGUUAGUGGCAGAGUUCACCAACCCCGCCAACUGCUUCAACUCUGCUGAUCAGUACGACCAAAAGAACAUACGCAGGCGUGUGUAUGACGCUUUGAACGUCCUGAUGGCCAUGAACAUAAUCUCCAAAGAGAAAAAAGAAAUUCGGUGGUUAGGCCUGCCGACCAAUUCCCAGCAGGAAUGCAUUGCCUUGGAGAAGGAUAAAAUCCGCCGCGCAACCGCCAUCAAACAAAAGAUGAAGCAGUUGGGAGAUCUCAUUCUUCAACAAAUAGCCUUCAAAAAUCUGGUGGAGCGUAAUCGUAAAAACGAGGCCUCCAAUGGGCCGCCUAGUGCAAAUUCUAGCAUCCAGCUGCCGUUCAUUCUUGUUCACACAGGAAAAGACACAACAGUUGAUUGCAGCAUUUCUAGUGAUAAGCGCGAAUACAUUUUCAACUUUGACAACAAGUUUGAAAUUCAUGAUGAUAUGGAAGUGCUAAAACGCAUGGGACUAGCUCUGGGCCUUGAAAAGGCUGAGUGUUCCGAAGAAGACCUGGUCAGGGCUCGUUCACUUGUGCCUUCUUCGCUCGAGUCAUAUGUCACACAACUCGCGAUGGGCUCAUUACAGCCGGACUUCCCUGUCGACGUGAAGCCUGGUCCAAGUCUCGCAAGGAGAAGAGCUCUUGGAGACAUGACGGCAGGAGAUGAUGACGCUGAGGAUCCCCUCGGCGACAUCUCUGGAUUCUCUCAGGGCGAACUAGACGCCACCGGACAAGAUACUGGGUCUCCUACGUUCAACUUCUCAGACGGAGAGGUUGACUCAGACAGCGACCUAGAUGUUUGAGCAUGCCAUCUACUUCAUUUUGGUUUUCGUGUGUUUUUGCUCGUCUCGAUAGAGGAUUUUUAAUUUAACGGGAGCGUCAUCUGCCUUGUCUCUGUUCCAAGUUAUUAGAUGACUUGUUUUUAUGAAAACAAAAAUGGGCAGAAUCGUCGCCUGUGUUUUAUUUUAACCAGUUUAUCUGCGUAAAAAGCAGAUCUUGAAAGGUCAGACUGAGGAAGUAACGGAACCUGACAAAUGUACAGAUGAUACUUACUUUGGUUUCUGAAUUAUAACAUUUUACAGUUGUGCCCACAAGUACAAGGUUCAAACAUUUAUUUUCAAACGUAUAUUGUUUAAGUGCACUGUAAUCAUAACAAUGAACGGAAGGUUUUGUAAAGAUGUUAAUUCAACUUGGCCAUGACUUUUCGCAGAACAGUCUGGCUGACUCGCGAAAUCUUAGUCUGGUAGUGUAUAAAAAUAAUGUCUAUCGGUAAAUAAAUAAAAUUUUACAGCAUA
Cloeon dipterum is the source of this 2375-nucleotide messenger RNA. It is a transcript of the gene Dp, whose product is annotated as transcription factor Dp. Gene Ontology annotation, biological process: regulation of cell cycle; regulation of transcription by RNA polymerase II. Bases 294 to 1883 code for a protein of 529 amino acids. The record is from RefSeq and is a predicted model, not a curated record. Gene Ontology annotation, cellular component: transcription regulator complex; nucleus. The transcript has 11 exons. Lineage: Eukaryota; Metazoa; Arthropoda; Insecta; Ephemeroptera; Baetidae. Gene Ontology annotation, molecular function: DNA-binding transcription factor activity, RNA polymerase II-specific; RNA polymerase II transcription regulatory region sequence-specific DNA binding.